CCCCCGACGUGACGAUGGAUUGUCGGAGUCGAUCAUUCGGCGACGGGUCGGCGCGCGCACCCACAAUGCAACGCGGCUCCGCGCGCUCCACGCAGCGGCUGUGAGAGACGUCAGCGGACCGAGGCUGAGAGGGGCAGCAUCGAACCCAGCCCCCGCCGAGGACGUCAGGACCGCUUUCUUUCCCCCCACCCGGAGGGGCGAGAUGCUCCUCGGACGCCUUGUGCGGCGUCUCCGCCAUCCGAGCUCCGGCGAGCGGGGAGACAUGAGCGCCUCGUAGCCGCCACUCGUCCCGCGUGCCAGCAUGCCUGUUAGGAGGGGACACGUCGCGCCACAGAACACCUUUCUGGGAAUUAUCAUCCGCAAAUUCGAGGGUCAGAACCGCAAGUUUGUGAUCGCCAACGCCAGGGUGGAGAACUGCGCCAUCAUUUACUGCAACGACGGCUUCUGCGAGAUGACGGGCUUCUCCAGACCCGACAUCAUGCAGAAGCCCUGCACCUGCGACUUCCUGCACGGCCGCCACACGGAGCAGGAGGCCAUGGAGCAGGUGGCCCAGGCCCUGCAGGGCUCGGAGGAGCGCAAGGUGGAGAUCGCCUACUGCCGCAAGGACGGCUCCGAUUUCCAGUGCAACAUCCACAUCAUCCCGGUGAAGAACGAGGAAGGCGUGGUCAUGAUGUUCAUCCUCAACUUCGACUACGUGGCCGACGAAGGAAGUGACAACUCUGCCGACAGGAUAAGUCCCGCCUCCCCCACUAAGUCCGAUCAGAGAAUGAGUCGCUUCUUCCGCUUUCGGCAGGCGGCCCUGAGCCUGAUGAACACCAAGCAGUCUCUCCCGCAAGAAGACCCGGAUGCCGUGAUGGUGGACUCCCCCAAAGACCAGGAGGACUGCGUGGCCCUCCAGGGCCCGCCCUCCCCCAGCAAGAGCACCUGCAGCCCCCUGGAGGCCAACGACACCCACGCCCUCAUCAGCUCCAGCCGACACUCCUCCCAGGCCAGCGUGGCCCCGGAGCCUCUGGACCACUCCUCUCCCAAACUCCUCUGGGAAAAACUGUACCAGACCCAGGCGCACCAUUCCUCCACCUCCCUGUCCAACACCUUCCCCCGGGGGAGUGUCAGCAGCAUGAGGCGGGCGUCCUCCGUCCACGAGAUGGAAGGUUGCACCUCCAGUUCCAAGAGCAUCUUCAGGGAGCGCCACACCAAUCAGGGUGCGUUCAACCACGUGAAGUCCAGCCUGCUGGGAUCCACGUCGGAGUCCAACAUCAACAAGUACAGCAGCAUCCACAAGAUCCCUCUGAUCGCCCUCACCUUCUCGGACGCCCACGACAAGAAGACUCACUCGCCGCCCACCUCCGACAAAACCAUCAUCGCGCCCAAGGUCAAAGACCGCACGCACAAUGUCACGGAAAAAGUCACACAGGUGUUGUCCCUGGGCGCGGACGUGCUGCCGGAGUACAAGCUGCAGAGCAACCGCAUCGACGUGCUGACCAUCCUGCACUACAGCCCCUUCAAGGCGGUGUGGGACUGGCUGAUCCUGCUGCUGGUCAUAUACACCGCCAUCCUCACCCCGUACUCCGCCGCCUUCCUGCUCAACGACCAGGAGGAGCAGCGCAGGCGGGAGUGCGGCUACUCCUGCAGCCCCCUCAACGUGGUGGACCUGAUGGUGGACAUCAUGUUCAUCAUCGACAUCCUCAUCAACUUCAGGACCACCUACGUCAACCACAACGAGGAGGUGGUCAGCCACGCCGCCAAGAUCGCCGUCCACUACUUCAAGGGCUGGUUCCUCAUCGACAUGGUGGCCGCCAUACCCUUCGACCUGCUCAUCUUCGGCUCCGGCUCCGACGAGACCACCACCCUGAUCGGGCUGCUGAAGACGGCCCGGCUGCUGCGGCUGGUGCGGGUGGCGAGGAAGCUGGACCGCUACUCUGAGUACGGGGCGGCGGUGCUGAUGCUGCUGAUGUGCAUCUUCGCCCUCAUCGCCCACUGGCUGGCGUGCAUCUGGUACGCCAUCGGCAACGUGGAGAAACCUUACCUGGAGCACAAGAUCGGCUGGCUGGACAACCUGGGCGUGUCCAUCGGCAAGCGCUACAACUACAGCGACGCCAGCUCGGGGCCGUCCAUCAAGGACAAGUACGUGACGGCGCUCUACUUCACCUUCAGCAGUCUGACCAGCGUGGGCUUCGGAAAUGUUUCCCCCAACACAAACUCCGAGAAGAUCUUUUCCAUCUGCGUCAUGCUGAUUGGCUCCCUGAUGUACGCCAGCAUCUUCGGCAACGUGUCGGCCAUCAUCCAGAGGUUGUACUCGGGCACGGCUCGCUACCACGCCCAGAUGUUGCGUGUCAAGGAGUUCAUUCGCUUCCAUCAGAUCCCCAACCCUCUGAGGCAGAGGGUGGAGGAAUACUUCCAGCACUCCUGGGCCUACACCAACGGCAUCGACAUGAACACGGAGGUGCUGAAGGGCUUCCCCGAGUGCCUGCAGGCGGACAUCUGCCUGCACCUGAACAACAAGCUGCUGCACAGCUGCAAGGUGUUCCAGGGGGCCAGCAAGGGUUGUCUGCGAGCCCUGGCCAUGCACCUGAAGAGCAGCCACGCUCCUCCAGGAGACACCCUGGUCCACUCUGGAGACGUCCUCACCGCACUCUACUUCCUCUCCCGCGGCUCCAUUGAGAUCCUCAAGGACGACAUCGUGGUCGCCAUCUUGGGUAAAAACGACAUCUUCGGAGAGAUGAUCCAGCAGUUGGCCAAGCCCGGCAAGUCCAGCGCUGACGUGCGAGCCCUGAGUUACUGCGACCUGAGCACCAUCCAGCGCGAAGACCUGCUGGAGGUCUUGGACAUGUACCCCGAGUUUGCAGACUACUUCUUCGCCAACCUGGAGCUGACCUUCAACCUGCGGGACGAGUCUGCCAGGCCUCCCAGUCCUCAGGGCUGUGACUCGGACGGCGAGGGCACUCAGAGCAUCAAAAGAAGAAUCUCCUUCACGCCAGAAAUGGACGACCGUGACGUCAGCACACACUUGGAAAGGGACUCAAACCUGUGCCUGAAAGUCCGGGUUCCCUCCACGCCGAGCACCCCGGUGCUGGACUCCAACCUUCUGGGACACAGCGAGACCACGGACAGCUUGAGGAGAAGUCCAUCUUUCCAAGAUCUGUGCUGUGACAAAUGGGCGUGCAAGAAGCCCGCCCACCACCUGGAGGAGGAGGCGGCCGUCCUGCGGGAGCUGAGAGAAGACCAGCGCUCCGCCGGCGAGGUCACCUACGGGGAGGUGGAGCAGCGCCUGGAGCAGCUGCAGGACCACCUCAGCAGGUUGGAAUCCCAGCUGAUGUCGGACAUCCAGAGCAUCCUGCAACUGCUGCAGAGACAGCCGGCCCUCGGGCCCCCGGCGUACAGCACGGUGACCGCCAGUCCAAACUACCACGCGUCUGCCGUCAACAUUCAGCCUGUUGCCUUGACGACGAGACAUGCUUUCAGCCAUACGCAAGCUCAACAGGGUCCUGACCCCCAAGUGAAGACGGCCUUCCAGGACCCCAAAGAGUCUGUGGUCAGCGCCAAGACGCCCGCAGAGAACAACAACCUCUCACCAAGACCCACAGAAGCCCAACACCAACUUCUUCCAGCACCCUCCUCUUCCGACCUCACCUAGACCGGAGACCCCCGACCCGUCUCAGACCCAGAGCUGCCAAGGCCAAAAAACCUCCUAACCUCUGUCUAGCACUGAAUGGUCCGGAAGUCCCUUUUAGAUCCGCAUGCCGCCACAAUCUUCAUUUGCAGUCGCUUGCUAGAACAUUCCAUUGACAUUUCUGAGGAUCCCAACAACACCCAGAUCCCUUCGGACCACUCUAGUCCUUCUGGUAUAUGCAAAACUGUACUGUACGUCUGGACCUACAGCACAGAUCCACCAACGCCGGUUUUCCUCCAGAGUCGCUUCUAGAUCUUCUCAGGAGACUUUAGUCGGAUGUUGCACAGAAACAAAGCUCUGGAGGAAAGUACAAACCCCAAGUUGUCACCUUGUGGAAAUGGUAAAUAAAAAAAGAAUUAGUAGCUCAUAAUAGCUCAUUUGGAACUUGAUGCCUGCGACAUGUUUCAAAAAAGCUGGCACAAGUGGCAAAAAAGACUGAGAGAGUUGAGGAGUGCUCAUCAAACACUUAUUUGAAACUUCCCACCGGGGUACGGGCUGAUUGGGAACAGGUGUGUGCCAUGAUUGGGUAUAAAAGCAGACUUCCUUGGAAUGCUCGGUCGUUCACAAACAAGGACGGGGCGAGUGUCACCGCGUUGUCGACAAACGCCCGAGCAAAUUGUUUAAUUUAAGAACCACAUUUCUCAACCAGCUGUGGCAAGGAAUUUAGAGAUUUCACCAUCUAAGCUCUGUGAAAUCAUCAAAAGGUUCAGAGAAUGUGGAGAAAUCACUGCAUGCAAGCGGCAAGGUUAAAAACCAACAUUGAAUGCCCGCGCACCACGUCAAAAAGCGACAGCGCCGUGUGAAGGAUAUCACCACAUGGGCUCAGGAACACUUCAGAAAACCACUGUCGGUAACUAUAGUUGGUCGCUACAUCUGUAAGUGCAAGUUAAAACCCUACUAUGCAAAGCCACGGCUAUUCAUCAACAACACCCAGAAACGCCGCCGGCUUCACUGGGGCAAAGCUCAUCUAAGAUGGACUGACGCAAAGUGGAAAAGUGUUCUGUGUUCUGAUUAGUACACAUUUCUAAUUGUUUUGGGAAAUUCUGGACGUGGUGUCCUCCGGAACAAAGAGGAAAAUAACCAUCCGGAUUGUUCCAGGGUGAAAGUGUAAAAAGCCAGCAUGUGUGAUGGUAUGGGGGUGUAUUAGUGCUCAAGGCAUGGGUAACUUACACAUCUGUGAAGGCACCAUUAAUGCUGAAAGGUACAUACAGGUUUUGGAGCAACAUAUGUUGCCAUCCAAGCAGCGCUGUCCAGGACGCCCCUGCUUAUUUCAGCAAGACGAUGCCAAGCCAGGUGUUACAACAGCGAAAUAUGAAGGAAGGCUAAAAUAUGAGAAGGGAGACUGUUGAACAACUUAAGCUGUACAUCAAGCAAGAAUGGGAACUAAUUCCACUUCAAAAAUGUGUCUCCUCAGUUCCCAAAGCUUUACUGAGUGUUGUUAAAAGGAAAGGCCAUGUAACACGCUGGUAAAAAUGCCAACUUUUGCAGUCUAUUUAAUUGAUUAUACGUUGAAAAGGAUUUGCAAAUUUACCAUUUACACAACGUGACAACUUCACUGCUUUUAGGGUUUGUAGUGUGCCCAAACUCGGGGGUUCUCCAACUCCGGUGCAGGGGGUCUCCUCGGACAAUCUGAGACCCUCGGGGCCAAAAGUCUACACCCCAGUGAUGAGAGUUUGGAUGAAAAGUCCCAGCAUUGAACUUUUUGUUCCACGUCCAACUGGAUCCCCUCCCUGGAGGUGAAAAAGGACUUCCGAUCCAGUCCAGCGAUCCUGCAGGUCCAGGGUUCUGAAUGCAUACAUAUCGCGGCAUAUUCGGCAUUUCAUACCAGCGAGCACACCGCGGCAUGCUCACCACUGAGUCACACAUGUACAAGUUGAUUUGAAAGGAAGGCAGCAUGAUAUUGCCCACAAUGUAUGUUCCAGCUCCGUGCAGCCACCAGUGUACCACAGUUUCUACACUAGUGUACCACAGUUUCUACACUAGUGUACCACAGUGUCUACACUAGUGUACCACAGUGUCUACACUAGUGUACCACAGCAUCUACACUAGUGUACCACAGCAUCUACACUAGUGUACCACAGCGUCUACACUAGUGUACCACAGCAUCUACACUAGUGUACCACAGCGUCUACACUAGUGUACCACAGUGUCUACACUAGUGUACCACAGCGUCUACACUAGUGUACCACAGCGUCUACACUAGUGUACCACAGCGUCUACACUAGUGUACCACAGCAUCUACACUAGUGUACCACAGAAUCUACACUAGUGUACCACAGAAUCUACACUAGUGUACCACAGUGUCUACACUAGUGUACCACAGCGUCUACACUAGUGUACCACAGAAUCUACACUAGUGUACCACAGUGUCUACACUAGUGUACCACAGCAUCUACACUAGUGUACCACAGCGUGCAGCCACUAGUGUACCACUGGUGUACCACAGAGUACCACUGGUGUACCACAGCGUGCAGCCACUUGUGCACCACUGGUGUACCACAGCUUGCAGCCACUAGUGUACCACUGGUGUACCACUGGUGUACCACAGCGUGCAGCCACUAGUGUACCACAGCGUGCAGCCACUAGUGUACCACCGGUGUACCACUGGUGUACCACAGCGUGCAGCCACUAGUGUACCACUGGUGUACCACAGCGUGCAGCCACUAGUGUACCACUGGUGUACCACUGGUGUACCACAGCGUGCAGCCACUAGUGUACCACUGGUGUACCACAGCGUGCAGCCACUAGUGUACCACUGGUGUACCACAGCGUGCAGCCACUAGUGUACCACUGGUGUACCACAGCGUGCAGCCACUAGUGUACCACUGGUGUACCACAGCGUGCAGCCACUAGUACCAGUGGUGUACCAUUAGUGUACCACUGGUGUACUGGUGUACCACAGCGUCUAUCCUAUUGUACCACAGCGUGCAGCCACUAGUGUACCACUGGUGUAUUACAGCGUGCAGCCACUAGUGUACCACUGGUGUAUUACAGCGUGCAGCCACUAGUGUACCACUGGUGUAUUACAGCGUGCAGCCAGUGACCUCCCAGCUGGUGUUGUGUGAGGUGUGUGUCAGGACGUGUGUAGAAGUGCACUGCAGUGGAGUGUGAGUGCACUGAGUAGUCCUUCCACACUUUGCAUCAUCAGGACUUGUCUAUCAUUUCUAGUGCACUGCAGUUGAGUGUGAGUGCAGAGAGUUGAGUUGAGUGUGAGUGCACUGAGUAGUCCUUCCACACGCUGCAUCAUCAGGACUUGUCUAUCAUUUCUAGUGCACUGCAGUUGAGUGUGAGUGCACUGAGCAGCCCUCCCACACUUUGCAUCAUCAGGACUUGUGUAUCAUUUCUAGUGCACUGCAUGGUUCUUCUAGUCCUCCUUUUGCUCCACUCGCUGGCCCAAAGUAGCAGACAGGAAAUUAUGUCUCUCUAGCCCGCCUAGGUGGGCCUACAGUAGUACCCAGGACACAAGUAUUCCUACAAUAUGGAACAUAUCAACCAGCACCGUGCUGGUGGAAACACGGCGAGGAACCACAUUGUCAGAUGGAUCUUUCAAACAAAACGAAAAAAAGGAAAAAAAUCUAUUUUUUUUACUGCUAUACUGGUCAUUCUUUUCUAGAAAGUAGUACUUCUUUGUUUUGGAACUGUGAGAUCAGCAAUAAAUGGAAACUCUCAGAAAA
Molecule: messenger RNA, 7344 nt
Organism: Nerophis ophidion (straightnose pipefish)
Lineage: Eukaryota; Metazoa; Chordata; Actinopteri; Syngnathiformes; Syngnathidae
Product: potassium voltage-gated channel subfamily H member 7-like
Exons: 15
Coding region: 302-3634 (1110 amino acids)
Biological process (GO): regulation of ventricular cardiac muscle cell membrane repolarization; regulation of heart rate by cardiac conduction; potassium ion transmembrane transport
Cellular component (GO): membrane
Molecular function (GO): inward rectifier potassium channel activity
Source: RefSeq, a predicted model, not a curated record